CCCGGUUUGGCGUUCCGGCCCCGACUCUCCCUCUCCGAUCCGUUACUUGACGCAUCGUUCCUCUGCUCCUCCCCGCUCCAGUCCACACUUAAUCACCGCCGCUGCUGUGACGCGCGGGUGCUCGAUCCCCUCCUUGCAUUUCCAUGCUAUAGCGAUUUCAACUCGCCUCUCCCGCCCCGCGCCGCGCAGCCGCAAGCCCCAUGGACCUCCCCGUCGUGGAUCUCGCGCCGUUCCUCGGGGCCGCCGCCGGCGGGGAGGAGGAGGAGGAGGUGCGCGCGCUGUGUGCGACGGUGAGCGCCAGCCUGCGGGACACGGGGGCGCUGCUGGUGAAGGACCCGCGCUGCUCCGCCGCCGACAACGACCGCUUCCUCGACGUCGUCGAGCGCUACUUCGCCCGAUCCGCGGAGGCCAAGCGCCUCCAGGAACGCCCCCACCUCCACUACCAGGUUGGCGUGACACCAGAAGGGGUGGAGGUUCCUCGCAGCUUGGUUGACAAAGACAUGCAGGAGAAGAUCAGGAGUAUGCCGGAGGAGUCUCAGCCAGCCACCCCUAAAGGGCCAGACCCGAAAUGGCGGUACAUGUGGAGAGUUGGUCCUCGCCCUGCAAAUACCCGCUUCAAGGAGCUGAACUCUGAACCAGUUAUCCCUGAUGGGUUGCCUGAGUGGAAAGAGACAAUGGAUUCCUGGGGUUCUAAAAUGAUUUCUGCAAUUGAGGUCGUUGCUGAAAUGGCUGCAAUUGGGUUCGGCCUGCCAAAGGAUGCAUUUACUUCUUUGAUGAAGGAGGGACCACACCUUCUCGCACCAACUGGAAGUGACCUGGAGCGUCAUGGUUCUGAGGGCACUGUUUUCGCUGGGUUCCAUUAUGAUCUUAAUUUCCUGACUAUACAUGGCCGAAGUAGAUUUCCAGGCCUGAACAUCUGGUUAAGGAAUGGUAAAAAGAUGGAAGUGAAGGUCCCUGUUGGCUGCCUCCUCAUUCAAUCAGGGAAACAGCUGGAAUGGCUUACUGGUGGUGAGUGUUUGGCUGGAAUGCACGAGGUGGUGGUGACAAAGAGAACAUUAGAGGCCAUAGCCUUAGCGAAGGAGCAAAAUAGAAGCUUGUGGCGGGUUUCGUCAACAUUGUUCUCACACAUUGCUUCAGAUGCAAUUCUUAAGCCGCUGGGCCACUUUGCUGAAACACCGAAUGCUGCCUCGUAUCCCCCAAUAUGCGCUGGGGAUUAUGUUGAACAGGAGCUUUCAGUGAUUAACCUGAAAGGAAAGGAUGCGUUAUAGAUUCUAUGCAGCGGACAACCCUGGAUGUCUUAUGACUAACAGAUAUCAGAAUGGGAAAUUAAAUUGUCAAAGCUGACAUUUGUUUCUUUGUUUCCAGAUGCCGCUAUACUGGGGGUGUGCUUCUGUUGUUCCGAAUACACCCUGUUAUGUCCCUGCAAACAAUUGAUUGAUCAUUCAUCUUCAUAAGAUAGUGGAUACCCUAUUCUGUACCGUACUGAUAUUACUUGUGAAAAAUGAAGGAAAAAAAAAGUUUAACUAGCAAA
Panicum virgatum (switchgrass) is the source of this 1531-nucleotide messenger RNA. RefSeq lists its product as uncharacterized. Bases 201 to 1268 code for a protein of 355 amino acids. Lineage: Eukaryota; Viridiplantae; Streptophyta; Magnoliopsida; Poales; Poaceae. The transcript has 7 exons. The record is from RefSeq and is a predicted model, not a curated record.